CUAUUUAGCUUCUACCAACUGAAUGGCAUUUCAGUAAAUAAGAUCAAUGUCAAAGUCAAAAGUUCAAAGUUCACCACUGCUAUAAGUCUCCAACUAUCCCUUAGCUGUUUGUUCCAUGCUCAAGAAAAAGAAAGAGAAUAAACAAACCUUAGCACACAAAUCAUACAAACAAAGAGAAGAAAAGAGAGAGUCAAAUUACCAAGAAUACCCUCCAAUUUUAGAAAUCAAAAUUAUUUUUUCAGCUGAUUUUGAUUUCUUGUACAGUAAACAAAAAUGGCCAAUUACUUCACAACUUCUGGUUUCUUGAUGUGUUCUACACUGUUGAUCUUGCUCUUGAUAACUGAAUCCACCGUUGAAGCCAGUGGGGACAAUCUAGGAUGGAUCUCAGCCCUCAGAUCAUCCUCGUCAUCAUCCUGCAAAGGCUCCAUAGCAGAGUGCUUGGCCAGUAAUGGGGAAGAGUUCGAGUUGGAUUCAGAGAUCAACAGGCGUAUUUUAGCAACCAGCAACUACAUCAGCUAUGGUGCGCUGCAGAAGAACAGUGUGCCUUGCUCUAGACGUGGAGCUUCUUACUACAAUUGCAAGCCCGGAGCUCAGGCCAAUCCCUAUAACCGUGGAUGCAGUACCAUUACAAGGUGCAGGAGUUGAUUUUAUUUUAAUUUUUAUCAUACAAUUUUUUUUUGUUUUUUAUUGUUAAUUUACCUUUUUACCUAUUUUCAUUUAAAAAAAAAGUUGGGAGUUUGGUUUCAGAAGGUGAAGAUUGGUCUGUAUUAUUAAUGAAAAUAUUGUUUUCAUAAAAGUAUAUUUGAGUUUCUUUUGAAUUUA
Mercurialis annua (annual mercury) is the source of this 822-nucleotide messenger RNA. Its product is annotated as rapid alkalinization factor. Bases 274 to 645 code for a protein of 123 amino acids. The transcript has a single exon. Lineage: Eukaryota; Viridiplantae; Streptophyta; Magnoliopsida; Malpighiales; Euphorbiaceae. The record is from RefSeq and is a predicted model, not a curated record.